AAGUGAUGGCUCGGCACAAGGAGAGUCCAGCCAGUCGCAGGCAAGAGACUUUGAGCAAGGGACUAAACCAAGAACCCUGCAGAGCAAACUAGACUGCGAGGAGGACCUUUUCAAGAAGCUGGCCCGACUGCAGGAAGAGACGGCGGGAGACAAAGGCAUAGCCACCCACCAGACAAGAGGCAUAAAAACCGGACGGCUGAGGAAAAUGCUGGAGGGGAUAUUUCACAAUACGGAAAGUAAAGUGGAGAUAUUCACCAGAGCAAACGCACUGAACCAGGCCACGACAAUAGGGAAAAAACUUGGGGCAAGGGGUGAAAUAGGCACCAAACAAAGGAAGACCUUUGCGUUAGUGGUGGGAAAUAAGGAGAAGUCCUAUGAGGAAAACCUGAAAAGUGUUAAGAAGACACUUAUGGAAAAUAAUCUAGCUGAGGGCAUCAAAGAACUGCGCAGCACAAGAGACGGCAGGCUGCUGAUUACAACCGAUAAACAGCAGGAAAUUGUGGAGGAAAUAAGAAGUGCGCUCCACGGCAAUAAAGAUGUGGCGGAGCACGUCAGAAUCGUCGGUAGGCACAGCGACAAAGUGCCAAUCCACAUCAGAGGGCUGGAAUCCCUAGCCACAAAAGAGGAUUUAGUCGCCGCACUAAAUGGAAAAUUCAGCUCCAUAAAGGAAAGCGACUAUAGCCUAAGCGACCUGAGGCCGAACGCUAACUGCACGCAGGCCGUAACCCUAUUGAUCAGGAGGGAAAUGGCUAACGAGCUGCUGGAAGGGAAACAUAUCAAGAUUGGGUUGGUCAGAUGCAGCAUGGAAGCCAGGAUAAACUUGCAAAGAUGCAGCAAGUGUUGGGAGUGCACCAAGGAGCCGAGCUGCCCCAUAUGCCAAAAGAAGGGGCACAGAGCCGGAAGCGGCAAAUGUGACGCCUUCAAGGCUUCCCUGACGGAAGUGAAGAAGGCACUAAGGAAGGAGGCUCAGAGGCUCACAAGAAGGGAGCCCAAAACCACAGGGGCGCCUAAUAACAAGGGAGCAACUCCACCUGAUGAUGAGCAGAGGCAAGGGUAG
Dendroctonus ponderosae (mountain pine beetle) is the source of this 1057-nucleotide messenger RNA. RefSeq lists its product as uncharacterized. NCBI's taxonomy places the organism in Eukaryota, Metazoa, Arthropoda, Insecta, Coleoptera, Curculionidae. The record is from RefSeq and is a predicted model, not a curated record.